Argiope bruennichi is the source of this 4564-nucleotide messenger RNA. Its product is annotated as transmembrane protein 94-like. The transcript has 29 exons. NCBI's taxonomy places the organism in Eukaryota, Metazoa, Arthropoda, Arachnida, Araneae, Araneidae. Gene Ontology annotation, molecular function: nucleotide binding. The coding region runs from base 279 to 4415 and encodes 1378 amino acids. The record is from RefSeq and is a predicted model, not a curated record.
UUGUAACUGCUCAUUUGUUAUUGUUAUUGCUAAUAUCUGUCAAAGUCCAAUUUUCUUAAGUUCAGGGAGAGUAAGGGUAUUUCUCAAAGAAUGAUCAUUUAAAUUACCGGAAGUACCUAUACCGAAUGUGUGUUGCAUUUUGAAAGUUGUUUCACGUUGUAGUAGUUUAAUCAUGUAUAUAGAUGACUCUUGAUUCAGUGGUCGGUCGCUUAAUAAUUUUCUGUAAUAUAUUGUAAAAGUUGCAAACCCCACUGUGUUCUUUGAAAUAAGUUUUAAAUAUGACAUCUGAAAUAGACGAUAAAUUAGGGGGAGAUGUAAUUGGUUUAACUAAUAAGGAAGCAAUAAAAAAAUUACGAUUAGCUAUUGAAGAAGAAGUCUCAAAACUUCAGCAGUCUUCCAGUUCUCCUCGUAUCCCAUACUGGGUAAGAGAUGCAUUUUAUCACCGAAGUUACUAUGCCAUUUUUGCAUGGACUAGUAUUGUGGCAAUGUCAGUGGAAAUUUUUCUACUUUUAAUAUAUCAAAUAUAUGGUGACCAUAAUUUUCGAGUCAAAUCUAUUACAGCAGAGAUUUUUUUCUUGGUGCUCUUUCUUAUUUUUAAUGUUGUGAUUGCUGCAUGGGACAGUCGACUAAGACACACAGAGAUGCAUUUUAAAGUAAAAUCUGCACUUAAAUUACUGGAAGAAAAUGAAAAUUUUGUUGUAAAAAAUGACCAGCAGUACAGCUUGCAUACUCCACAGUCACCUUGCAUUUCUCAACAAUGGACAUAUCGUGAUGGUCAGUUGCUCAACUUGCCUUGCUCACUUCUAGUUGAUGGGGAUGUCAUUCUGAUGCGCCCAGGACAUGUUGCUCCAGGAUAUUGUAUGCUAUACAAUAAGGAUAAAGGUCCACAUGAAUACUUAAAGCGUGAGCAAGUAUUUGCACCUUUGGAUGAAGAUCUGACUGAAAAUAUUACUAGUCCACGUUUGAGGAAGCCUGCUUGUGCCACUAAAUUCAUUAUGAAAGAAACUCCUCUUAUUCGUGGAAUCAGCUUGGCAAUGGAAAAUGCAUUAAAGAAACCUAUCACUGUUAUCAGAAAAGAAUAUCAUGCUGUUGUUUUUUAUUACAUUGAAAGAAUUGCUUUACUUGCAGUGCUACUCAUCAUCUUAUGCAUUGGAAGCAUCCGUGCCGUGUACUUUAAUGUUAAUAAUGAAGAAUGGGCAGAACAUUUACUUCUGCGUCCUGUACUCGUAACUUUGCCUUUGAUUCCUAUAACUUUGCCGAUCUGCUGGAUUUUACUCAAUGCUGUUGGGAAUUCAUAUCUUCUGGCCAUCAUCAAUUGCAAGCAGUGCUUAAAACCUAUUGAUCCUUUCGAUGAAAUGGAAGAACUGCCUCCUACAAUUCUGGAAAAAUAUGUAAAUUGGUCUGACUUAAAAUGUCUUUGCUGCUCUUUAUUGUUGGGGCGUGAUGGUUACCUGUGGAGAUCAGCCAAUCUUUUACAAGUGUUGGGGAGUGUGACUGCAUUGUGCUGUGUGGAUAAAAAGGGAAUAUUGUCAUGGCCUAAUCCAACUCCUGAGAAAGUGUUUUUUCUUAAAUCUCCUAAAAGCAAGUCCAAUUCUGAAACUAGUACUCAUACUUGUGCAGAUUCAGAAGAAACUAAUUUAGAAGUUGGUGACUCUUGUUCCUCUGAAGAAAUACUGGAAAAUAAAAAAUUAACUAAAUUGCACAAAAGGCUUGAUGUCAAAGAUCAUAUUUACCAUCCAGGCAGUCAAGUAGAAGUAUUAGAUCUAACACAUAAUUUACAUAGUCCAUUUGGCAUACAAUUUGAUGACCCAAAUUGGAAAUUUUAUACUGAUAACCUGAAACCCUUGGGCUUAGGUAUUCUGCUUAAUACUUGCAAUCCAAAAGCCCAAGAACACUAUACAAAGUUUUCUGAUCAUAUUGCUUGUGAAUCCUUGUAUAAUGAAUCAGCUGUUCCUGUUGUUAAUAAAAGAUGCCUCUGUGAACUUGCUAAACAAAUUGGAUUUACAGAUUCUGUGGUUGAUUUUUAUGAAUUGGUGCAACAAAUUGGUAUAUUCAGACACGUUCAUCCAGAAAUUGUGCAGAAAGGAAAACUUGCUAGAUCUUUGAACUUUCCUCGUCUGAAAAUGCCUUUUCCAAAUAUGACUUGUGCCAUUCUGAAAGAUCUCCACAGAGGUAGCAACCAGUUGUUUUCUCAAGGCACCGCUGAUUUGAUACUGGAUGCAUGUAAUGAAUAUUGGGAUGGUGGUGAUAUUCGUGUUCUGACCGAAUCAGAUAGAAAACGCAUCUUGGAUUUCUACCAUCGUUCUAGUUUGACUGCUCACUGCAUGGGUUAUGCAUAUAGUCCUCUGAAUAACAACACUUUAACUAAGGACUUCAAUGACAUGUACAUAGAGCUUCCUGCAGAAGGAUACAAUUUAUUUUCCUCUUUAGAAGUUGCUACUUCUUCUCCACGGUCUUGGGAUCCUCCUUGUGUUGAGGGUUGCAGCCAUCCACAUUCUCUGAAUCGUUAUCUUAGCAGUGACUCUCUCAUUUUAUCAGAGCAGGAAAAGAAGGUUGAAGAGUGGAACUGUGGUGCUAACAGCUACUUGCGUCAGUUGGGAAAUGAAAUCUUCAUUGGAAUGGUGACAAUGCAAUAUCAAGCUUGUCCUGAUUUUGUACAACUAAUUGAACAACUUGACAAGGCUUGUAUUCGCUUUGUUCAUUUCUCAAAGGAAAAUGAGUUAAGGAGCAGAGUAUUUUCAGAAAAAAUGGGCCUGGAAUCUGGUUGGAAUUGUCAUAUUUCUCUUUUGAGUGAUGAAACCAGCUCUGAUAAAGAGAGCAAUACAGUUUCUCCUCUGAAAUUCUCACGCCAUUAUAUUUUUCCUGGAACCACCGAAGAUUCAAGCCCAGCUGAAAAUCGAACAGAGGUUCCUCUACGUCAUGCAAGUGCUCCUAGUAUUAUCAAUGUUGAUUCUAAUGCCACAAAAUGUGAAGAAAUUAGCAACCAUCUACAUAGAGGUGAUUCUGUAUCUGUCUGUAAUAUGGUAACAACCAGAACGAUGGAUGAAACGCAUAUAUUAUUUGAAGAUGAAAACCCAAUAAUCAGACAUAAAAAAUCUGUUUCUUCUCUGCAAGAUAUAUUUGGUUUGGAUGAAAGCAAUGUGUCACAUUCCCCUAGUCAUAUUACUGAGAGUACUGAUCAAAGUGCCCCUGUUACUUUUGAUAUGUCCAAUAGAGCAAAACUUCCCAAAGGUACUGAGAAUAUUCGCCCCCACAUUGAACAUGUUGACAAUGUACCUCUUCAGGUAUCCUUGUUUACAGAUUGCACUGCCACAGCUACCAGAGAAAUGAUCUGCAUCAUGCAGGAGUAUGGAGAAGUAGUGUGCUGUUUGGGGAGUUCUGCAAAUUCUCUUAAUAUGCCCAUAUUUCUUCAAGCAGAUGCUAGUAUUGCUAUUGAACCAUUACUACCUCAUCUAUGCAUUCAACAAGCAGUACCUGAUGAUCCUGAGCAGAAGAAUUUGGAAAAUUUAAGUUCUGUGCUUAACAGUCUUCCUUGUGGCAUCUUUUUCCAUCGAGAUGAUCCCAUUAGCCUUUAUCAUCUAAUCAUGGAGGCAAGACAUUACAUGUGCAACAUGCGUAAUGGUUUGGAGUUCCUUCUAUGCUCCUACUUGUGCCUGGCCUUGCUGCAAAUGUUUGCUGUCAUCUUUUUCUUGCCUUUAGCACUUCCUCUUGCACACAUGCUUUGGUUGAUGUGUAUAGAGAUUCCUCUGCUCAGUUUGUCACUUCUUGGUAACCCUCCUGAUCCACGUUCCACAAUGUUAGCCACAGGAAAAAACGUCAAUGUUGUCAAUAGGCAGGCCAUUCUGUUUUUCACUGCUUGCUUUUGUGCCAAAUUCUGUCCAUCAGUGAUUGUUUCUGUGUUCAGUUUUGCUUGUAUCAUGUCCAGUGCCUGCAAAUUAUAUCUUGAAAGUGAUGCACAUAUAUGUUGGGUAUCACUGGAUUUGAGUAAAACAGAAAGGAAAUUCUCCACCGAAUCUUGGUUUGCUGCCCUAACUGUUAGUCAAAAUGUCAUCUCAUUUUUUCUUAUCAUCUAUUUUGUAUUCAUUUCUAUGGGAUUCAUCCACCGUUCACAUCUUUUGUGGAAGAGUAAUCCAUUUGAAAACAAGUAUUGGGUCAUUGCUGCUCUGUCUGUAAUUUGUCUGCAUUUAUUAUUUAAUGUAACAGACAUUGCUCUGCAUGUGGAUUCAAGCUUAAAACCCAUUGCCAUUAUAGAACAUAUACCUUACUACAUUUGGUUGCUGUGUGCGCUGUGGCCAUUCAUACUUCUCCCAAUCAAUGAAUUGGUCAGACAUCAUGAGAUUAAGGUGAAUGUGAGGCAGCAGAAGAGAGCCCGUCUAGAAUUUUGUACUAAGUUGGGAAUGAAUUCACCUUUUUAACAUUUUUGUAGACAUUUGUAAUUGGCGGAUGUCUGCCCAGCUUAGGAAAGUUCUUAAUCUUUGUAUAUUCAAGAAUGUAAAUAUUUGUUAUUUCAUAGUGUUUAUGCAUUUGUAAAAUAUUUUACUGAAUAAAUAUGUGUGUGUUUUCA